Messenger RNA from Rhagoletis zephyria (snowberry fruit fly), 1729 nucleotides. RefSeq names its product Chitinase 8 (gene Cht8). Lineage: Eukaryota; Metazoa; Arthropoda; Insecta; Diptera; Tephritidae. Gene Ontology annotation, molecular function: chitin binding; chitinase activity. The record is from RefSeq and is a predicted model, not a curated record. Gene Ontology annotation, biological process: chitin catabolic process; carbohydrate metabolic process. Gene Ontology annotation, cellular component: extracellular region.
UGCACUUAGUUGUUACUGAAGAAGUGUCAAAGGAUAUUGAAAGUGUUUAAGAAAAGAGAAUCUUUAAAAUUAUUGUAGUAAAAAAUUUCGACUAUUUACAAAAGUGAAAUGCUUUUUAAAUUAUUUGUGCUAAUAGCACUUGGUGCGGUGUUGCAACAGAAUGAAUUCGCAAAGGCGGAAAAUCGAAAACAUGUCGUCUGCUAUCAUGGUACUUGGGCCACAUAUCGGCAAUCAAGUGGCAAAUUUGAUGUGAACAACAUUGACCCCUUCUUGUGUACACACCUGAUGUAUGCCUUCUUUGGCAUUGAGGAGAAUGGUGACAUACGCAUUAUUGAUCCCUACUUGGACUUAGAGGAGAAUGGAGGACGUGGUAAUAUACGAAAGUUCAAUGCACUCAAACUACAGAAUCCAACUUUGAAGACGAUGGCAGCGAUAGGCGGUUGGAAUGAGGGUUCGAAGAACUUCUCAAUUGUAGCAAAUGAUCCCGAACGUAGACAAAGAUUUGUGCGAUCGGUGGUACAUUUUAUACAGCGACAUGGUUUUGAUGGCUUGGACUUGGAUUGGGAAUAUCCAAAUCAGCGACAUAAUUUGACUUUUGAUGAUAAAACCAACUACGUAACGCUGUUGCGCGAGUUGAGAGAGGGCCUGGAUCCCUUCCAAUAUCUGCUCAGUGCGGCCGUGGGCUCAUCAGCGGAUUCCGCUUCACGCUCAUACGAUAUUCCUGAGGUUUCUAAGUACUUAGACAUCAUAAGUGUCAUGGCAUACGAUCUGCAUGGGCCUUGGGAUCCCGUAACCGGUAACAAUGCACCGCUGUACGAGGGACCCAACGAUCUAACCGCGAAGAAUAAGCAACUCAACUUAGAAGCCAUAAUCAAGUAUUGGCUGGCACAAGGCGCACCGCGUGAGAAACUCGUCGUCGGCGUACCCUUCUAUGGACGCUCCUACACUUUAGCGAACGCAGCAAACCACACUGUAGGUGCACCACAUUUGGGUCGUGGCCUUGCCGGUCAAUACUCCAUCGAACCAGGCUCAAUUGGCUACAAUGAGCUUUGCGAACGAAUGCGCACCGAGCCGUGGACUGUCGAGUGGGAUGAGGCGCAAAUGACACCUUAUGCAUAUUUGGCACAACAGUGGGUGGCCUUCGAAAAUCCACGCAGCAUUAGCCUCAAAGCGCAAUAUGUGAAGGACAAUAACUUGGCCGGUGUGAUGUUGUGGUCAUUGGAAUCUGACGACUUUCGGGGCAUUUGCAGCGGCGAGAAAUAUCCGCUGUUGCAAACUAUCAAUCGUGUACUCUUUGAUGGUCGCACAGCGACAGGAUUAACGCAAUCCGUAUUGAAUUCGGUGGCGGAAUCGAUAAAGCGGCCGGAGGCGCCUGGUUAUGUAGCGCCAACUGUGGUGGGUGGGGUGGAUCAGCAGGGCAUUGUGCCAAGGCCGCGUGGCAAUGGUGAAUGCGAAAAUGUGGAUAAUGGUUAUGUGCGUGCGGCAAAAGAUUGUGGCAAGUUUUAUUAUUGCGAAAAGGGUGUGGCACACUCAUUCACUUGUCCACAAAAUUUGAAAUUUGAUUUGCUAACAACAAGCUGCAAUUAUCCGCAAUUGGUGGAAUGUUAGGCGAUGGGAAUUUAUUGAUGUGGAUAUUUAUAGAUUUGAAAUUUUUUCUUAGAAACGAAAAAGUUAUAUUAGAAGUUAAAAAUGCGGAGUGAAUUAAUAAAAGCGCUAAAACUCGCAUACA